Molecule: messenger RNA, 324 nt
Organism: Rotaria sp. Silwood2
Lineage: Eukaryota; Metazoa; Rotifera; Eurotatoria; Philodinida; Philodinidae
Source: the annotation of a GenBank genome assembly
AUGACAACAUUCGGCUUCCUUAUUACUUGGACUCCAUAUACAAUCGCGUUUUUCUUAGCGGCAUUUCGUGGUAAAGGUUAUGGCACACCACCGGUGAUUGCAUUCCUUUGUGCUUGCUUUGCCAAAUCAUCAGUAGUUUGGAUUCCAAUUAUUUAUGCUAGUACAUCAACACAAUUUCAAUGGAGCUUUGUCAAGCUCACUGCAUUAGAGGGUCUAGACCCAACCAAUCGUGUGGGUCCAGGGUAUACACUAACCAACAUGAACCAGGGAGCAACGAACGCACGUGAGGGUGUCAAACCUGGAAAUCAAACCACCAUCCAUUAA